Molecule: messenger RNA, 876 nt
Organism: Dictyostelium discoideum AX4
Lineage: Eukaryota; Evosea; Eumycetozoa; Dictyosteliales; Dictyosteliaceae
Exons: 2
Coding region: 1-876 (291 amino acids)
Source: RefSeq, a predicted model, not a curated record
AUGAAUUCUCCCACAAAUUCUGAAUCACCAACUCUCAAUGCCAAUUCCAUUGAAAAUAACACAUCAACCAUCCAUUCACGUGCAAAAAUACCUUUGAUGUGUUAUGAUAGAUCAUUAAAACCAUUAAAAGAAGGUGGUUGGGGUAUGUGGAAUAUACAAUUACGACAAGUUGCUCAAAAGAUUUGGAUAUACAACAGAUUUUUACAAAUGCAUAAAUCGGCAAAUAAUUCAAUAUACAUGAUAAGUUGGAUGGAUCAAAUCAUCAACAAAUCAAUCUCUUCUCCAUACCUUAUAAAAAUCAAAAGAGAAUGGGAAAACUAUGCAACUCAAAUUGGACAUCUAAAAGAUAAAGUUCAAAUCCUACAACCAAUAUUAAUAAAAAAUCAAACCUCUCAAACAUUAAACACAAAUAAUAUUCCACUACCACCAACACUCAAAGAAAUCUACUCGACAAUACUCAACAAUCACCAAUGUAAAUCAAAAGACUAUAUUGGCAAGAAAUAUUCAGAUCUACUUCUUACUUCGCACCAACAAUCAAUACAACUAUUAUGGAAAUACACAUACGACCAACUAUUUGUCAAAAUUCAAAAAUUAAAAGAUCCAAAAGGGCGUGAUACAAUGCAAAGAUUCCAUGCUAGAUGUCUUCCGAUUAAUCAUCUACACAACAAAGUUUGCCCCAUUUGCAACAAUGAAAUGAAUAAUGAUCCCUAUGAUUGGAAUAUUCAAGAACAUUAUCAAACUUUAACCAAUACUCAAUUAAAAACAACCUCACAAAAAGAAACCCAAUGGUCCGAAACCAUCAAAAAAUUUAAAAAAGAAUGGAGCAUAAACACAAAUGAAUCAAUUCCAACAAUUACACCACCAAUUAAUUAUUAA